Messenger RNA from Entrophospora sp. SA101, 1113 nucleotides. The record is from the annotation of a GenBank genome assembly. Lineage: Eukaryota; Fungi; Glomeromycota; Glomeromycetes; Entrophosporales; Entrophosporaceae.
AUGAAUGCAAGCACUGUCAACAAUAACAAUAAUGGCGAUUCACAAAACUCUUUUAAUGGAAAAGAAAAAAGGUUUUCAAGAAUUAACCCUCGUAUAAAACUUUUUAAACCCAACCAAUUUGGCUACAGUAGUAUAAUCAGGAACCCACAUGCGAAACUCAAUCAAUCAUCAGAGAAAAAUAAAACACACAAAGAUGUUGAUUUAGAUACAAGGUCAAGUAAUCAACUCAAACAUGGUUUGUCUGUUGAUGAGCUUGAGCCUGUACAAUCUUAUAAAAGACGGCAAUUUACUGUUCCCAAUAGCCAGUUUAGAACAACUGAUUCACGGACCAUUUCAAGAUCAACAAUAUUCACCAAUCCAUAUUCCAGAGAGCUUAGACAUGCGGUAAAAAAUAUUGAAGAAAUGCAAACGUUCGAAAAUUCUUUAUUGUCCAUUGAUAUUGAUGGAUGUUUAAAAGAAAAUUAUCAUGACAUAACUACAUCACAGACUAAGAAUGAUACAAUGUUAGGGUCAACAAAUAACACAAAUAACACAAUUUCAUCAGAUUUGAUUUUAACAUUUAUGGCUUUAGAUGAUAUAUCAAAAAUAGAAAAAAGAAUCGAAGUUGGAUAUGAUGACUUAUCAGGAAUUGCACAAAUUAUGAACAAUAACUUUGCUUCUACGCAAAGCAUUCAAACAUCAUCAGAUAUUCAAAAUCAAAUGGAAGUACUAUUAAAUCGUGGUAUUUUUCAAAGUUUUGAAUCUAAUGAUGAUGUUGAUAAUUCACAGUAUUAUCAUAAUAGUGGUAAUGAAGAAGGUAGUGGUGAUGGUGGUGGUGGUAAUUGCAGUGAAGAAGAAGAAGAAGAUAGUGGCAGUAGUGGUUAUAAUAAUAAUAAUAGAUUUUCUGACAGUGAUGUUGCUGUGAUUGUUGAGGAUGACAAUGACAAUGAUAAUAAUUAUAAUUAUGAUUAUAAUACUGAGGUUAAAAAUUUCACAAAAAACCCUGAACUAUCAUCAUAUGAAGAAGAAGAUGAUGGUGAGGGUGUGGGUGAUGAGGGUGUGGGUGAUGAGAAUAGUGAUUUGGAUGAAGAAAGUGAUGAUGAAGCAAGUGUUAAUAUAAUUGAAAUUGAUUGA